AACGCAGCCUCAGCCACACGAUGACUCAAAAGCGAUCGCGUGCCGGUUCGGACACCGGUCAAUCUGGAGCCGCGGUGCUCUUUGAUCUGCUUGAGCGUCGCACACCUGAGCCAGACGCAGGAGCCUAUCUUCUCUGUAAUGUACAGGGUUGCGGGCGGCCGGACACCACCGUUGCUGGUUGGCCCGAGUGCACCUCGUGGCCCAGUGUGCCAACCGGGAACUUGUCUCGGUUACGCAGAAGCAGGGAGAGGCGGCAUCACCUAUUACCAGCGCCUGCUUGACCUUUGCGACGCCUGUAUGUCACGUGUCCUCUGCGUCUGCGGGGAAGGCCCAAGGCCGUUCCUCACGUUCGGAAGCUCGAUGCAUGUUUUCCAUCGUCCGAUGAUCAUUCCAGUGGGUCGUCGGGGAUCUGGCAGCAUAUCUCUCUUCAACGUGACGGACAUGCUGCCGUUAAACUCAGCUGUCCUUUUUGCACCAGCAAGUACCGCUCGAAGCAGUCCAGGAGCUCUGGAGGCAGUUGCUCGCUUUCCUGUACUCCCACCACCGGCUCUACAUGGACAGGCUGGGGCGUCCGUUAGCCAGCCUCGUUCUACAUCAGAUCAAUCCGGUCUUUAGUCUCUCGGACUACCGCUGGAUUCAAGUCAUUCUGCACCAACAGUUGAAGUCCACUCGCCCUCCAGCCUUCUUGCUCUCCAGCCGACGUGUGCGUUGAGAGGUGCAGGAUUAGCAUCGGCGGGCUUCUGACUGGUACUCUGCUUAUCCCUCAUGCCAGAGUCUUGAUUUUGGUGUGUCAACACGGC
This is a messenger RNA of Aspergillus fijiensis CBS 313.89, 800 nucleotides long. RefSeq lists its product as uncharacterized. The record is from RefSeq and is a predicted model, not a curated record. Lineage: Eukaryota; Fungi; Ascomycota; Eurotiomycetes; Eurotiales; Aspergillaceae. The coding region runs from base 139 to 615 and encodes 158 amino acids. The transcript has 2 exons.